This is a messenger RNA of Rangifer tarandus platyrhynchus (Svalbard reindeer), 1440 nucleotides long. Lineage: Eukaryota; Metazoa; Chordata; Mammalia; Artiodactyla; Cervidae. The record is from the annotation of a GenBank genome assembly.
AUGUACCUGAUCACUGUGUUUGGAAACCUGCUCAUCAUCCUGGCUGUCAGCUCAGACUCCCACCUCCACACCCCCAUGUACUUCUUCCUCUCCAACCUGUCCUUUGCAGACAUCUGUUUCACCUCUACCACCAUCCCAAAGAUGCUGUGGAACAUCCAGACUCACAGCAAAGUCAUAACCUACGAAGGCUGCAUCAUCCAGAUGUAUUUUUUCUUACUGUUUGGGGGAUUGGACGUCUUCCUCCUGACCAUGAUGGCCUAUGAUCGGUAUGUGGCCAUCUGUCACCCUCUGCACUACACAGUCAUCAUGACAUCCCAGCUCUUCAUUAUGAAUCCAUGGCUUUGUGGCAUUAUGCUCCUGGUCUCCUGGAUCAUCAGUGUCUUGCAUUCCUUCUUACAAACCUUAAUGGUUUUGCAGCUUGCCUUCUAUACACAUUUAGAAAUCCCUCAUUAUUUCUGUGAACUUAAUCAGUUGAUUCAACUUGCUUGCACUGAUACCUUUCUCAAUGACAUAGUGAUGUAUUUUGCAGCCCCACUUCUGGGUGGUUGUCCCCUGGUUGGUAUCAUUUACUCAUACUCUAAGAUAGUGUCUUCCAUUUGUAAAAUAUCAUCAUCUCAGGGGAAGUAUAAAGCAUUUUCCACUUGUGCAUCUCACCUUUCAAUUGUCUCCUUAUUCUGUUGUACAUGCUUAGGAGUGUACCUAAGCUCUGCUGUUACCCACAGCUCACACUCAAGUGCAACAGCCUCAUUGAUGUACACAGUGGUCACACCCAUGCUGAACCCCUUCAUAUACAGUCUGAGAAAUAAAGACAUAAAGAGGGCUAUGAAAAGAUAUCUUUUCCUCUCCAUGUACCUGAUCACUGUGUUUGGAAACCUGCUCAUUAUUCUGGCUGUCAGUUCAAAUCUCCACCUCCACACCCCCAUGUACUUCUUUCUUUCCAACCUGUCCUUUGUAGACAUCUGUUUCACCUCCACCACCAUCCCAAAGAUGCUGGUGAAUAUACAGACAAAGAGCAAAGUUAUAACCUAUGAAGGCUGCAUCACCCAGAUGUAUUUCUUCACACUUUUUGCAGGACUGGACAUCUUGCUCCUAACAGUGAUGGCCUAUGAUCGCUUCAUGGCCAUCUGUCACCCCCUGCACUACAUGGUCAUCAUGAACCCCCAGCUCUGCAAACUGUUGGUGCUGGUGUCCUGGGUCAUGACAUUUUCUACCUGUGCAUCUCACCUUUCCAUUGUUUCCUUAUUUUAUUGUACGGGUUUAGGAGUGUACCUUAGCUCUGCCAGUACCAACAGUUCACACUCAAGUGCAACAGCCUCGGUGAUGUACACUGUGGUCACACCCAUGCUGAACCCCUUUAUCUACAGUCUGAGAAAUAAAGACUUAAAGAAGGGUCUGAAAAUACUCUUUGGAAAGGUGACUCUAAAAGGGCCAUUGUCCUAG